Daucus carota subsp. sativus is the source of this 924-nucleotide messenger RNA. RefSeq lists its product as uncharacterized. Lineage: Eukaryota; Viridiplantae; Streptophyta; Magnoliopsida; Apiales; Apiaceae. The record is from RefSeq and is a predicted model, not a curated record. The coding region runs from base 1 to 924 and encodes 307 amino acids. The transcript has a single exon.
AUGAUUGAUGCUGAGAAGAACCACUACAUCAACUCUCUAGUGGCACCAGUUCCUCGUGCCUGCACUAAGUUGAUGACUCAGCUGGAUAAUAAGAACAAGUUUGCAGCUGUUCCUCUGGUCACCACUCCUCAUAUGCUACAGAUGUUCAAUACUCCUCAGCAGCCAUAUCAGCUUCAAGUGGCUCCUCCUCCACAACAGCCGCAACAACCUCAGCCCCUGCAGAUUCAACAACCUCAACAACAACUAUCACCUCAACAAUCUCAGGAAGAACAAUCACCACUCCAAUCAUCUAACCAAUCAUCACAUCACUCCCCUCUUCAUCAGCAACAACCUGAUUUGUCAUUUGAAGAUGAAACACUAGAAUACGACUUCUUCGAGAAUCAACCGUCUUCAUCUGAACCACUACCACCCCAAACACACCCCCAAAUCAUACCACAAACACAAUCAACCUCACAGCAUCUUCAUUCUGACUCUCCUGUCAACCAGGAGCUGCAGUCCUUUCACCAGGAUCUACAGGUAGCUCAGGUACUUUCUAACUUCUCAUCUAAUUUUAAUGUUGAUACGUCGGAUUAUGUUUGCAACCUUGAUUUUGCUUACCAGCAUGCCAGCAAUGAACCUGACAACACACACGUUCAUAACCAAGCUGAUGAUUCAUUUCAACCUACUCUUGAUUCUCCAAAUACUUCAACCAACACUUCGAUGCAACCUGUUCGUAAAGUUGCCAGGAAACGCAGUGGAAGUAGGUUACUGGGUCAACCCGCAGCUCUGUCACCCUCUAAGAAGCAAAGGGUGGAAGCCGUGGAGACAACUGCAGCCUCGUCUUUGCCUUCCCAACAAGGUUUUGAUUUUGAACAGGCAAUUAAACUGUCUAGCACUCAUGCUAGUGCCAGAUCAAACAGAUUCACAGGUUACUAUGUUUACUGA